This is a messenger RNA of Penicillium alfredii, 1092 nucleotides long. RefSeq lists its product as uncharacterized. The transcript has 2 exons. NCBI's taxonomy places the organism in Eukaryota, Fungi, Ascomycota, Eurotiomycetes, Eurotiales, Aspergillaceae. The record is from RefSeq and is a predicted model, not a curated record. Bases 1 to 1092 code for a protein of 363 amino acids.
AUGCAGUCUUCUCAAUCUCUCUUCGAAGCUGAUGAGUCGGUGGACGCCUUCAACUAUGAUGCGUUCAUCGACUCAAACUGGAAUGGUGUGGGGGAGGACUCCUGCCUGUCUGUCUUCACGACAGAAGAGUCGCGCAGGAUAGAAUGGUCCUUGGACCGGCGUAGUCAGCCUAAUUACAACCAGGCUGACUACGCCCAGAAUAUCUUGACCAGUGGCGUGGCCACUGGUCAACUGAAAGAGAACCCAGGACUGGAUGAGGCAAAUCCAGCCGAUGAGGCUCUCAGCAACAGUACCGCAAACUCCCUGUCCACACCUCAGUCUGACGGCACUUCUGAGGCGUUGGACUCUAACUUGGGCACUGUCUCUGCUGCUCUCGACCUUGCUGCAAGUGCACUCUCUGCUGCUGAAGCCAAAUUCUCUGGCAAGGCUCAGCAGUUGUGCGUGCCCAACAGCAGCUGUCGACCUACUGAACAGGCAGCCAAAGAAGCACGCCGGGAGCGAAAGCUUCAACUUCGCAAGAGGCAAAAUUCGACCAUGGCCUCCCAGAGUCCACCUGAGCAGCCUCUCCCUCUACCUCGACAGCCUGUGCUUCUACCCCAGCAACCUGUGCCUUCACCUGAGCAGUAUAUGCUUGCGCCUGAGCAGCCGCCUCUUCUACCUCAGCAGAUGCUGCUUCCGCCCCAAGAACCUAUCAGCAUGCCUCCGCCUGCCAUGGAUUCUCAGUCUUUCAUGGCACCUCAGUGUGCAAACCAAUUCUGGUCUGCCAACAUGGCUGCACUUGCUACGAUGCAUUCGUACGCCAUGACUCCUCAGAUGUUCAUGGCCUCUCAGCCCGCCAUGGUAUCUCAGUAUACCAUGAUGCCUCAGUUCACUGGUCCGUUUGGGCCUGUCAGUACUCCUCAACUGGUACCCCCUCAGCCGGUAUCUCCUCAGCCGGCGGCAGCCCAACAGAAUCUCUCUUGGGCCGAUCCCACCGUUCCCAAGGAUUUUGUGGCCAACCCCAACAACCACGCCAGAUGGGAAUACGAUGGCACUGGCAAAAGGAAUUACUUGAAUGCGGCUAAGAACAAGCAACAAGCCGUCAACAAUUAA